Molecule: messenger RNA, 1806 nt
Organism: Fusarium verticillioides 7600
Lineage: Eukaryota; Fungi; Ascomycota; Sordariomycetes; Hypocreales; Nectriaceae
Product: arylsulfatase
Exons: 5
Coding region: 1-1806 (601 amino acids)
Biological process (GO): phenol-containing compound metabolic process
Molecular function (GO): N-acetylglucosamine-6-sulfatase activity; glycosaminoglycan binding; arylsulfatase activity
Source: RefSeq, a predicted model, not a curated record
AUGCGACCUCAAGCUUGGAUACAGCCAGCGCUGUUAGCAAUCUCUUUGCUGUCUCAAAGUACCAAUGCGUUGUUCAACUACGAAGCAGAAGACCAGGCCGUUCUGACGCCAAAUAAUGACGCUGUGUCAAGCAAGCCAAGGACAAGCAUUGGUGGGAGGAAGAACAUUGUCUUCAUUCUCACAGACGACCAAGACGCUGCCCUAGACUCCGUCUCUCAUAUGCCCAAACUCAAAGAGCAUAUUAUUGACAAGGGCACAUCGUUUGUCAACCAUUUCACCACCACAGCCAUCUGCUGUCCAUCUCGUGUUGCACUUUGGACAGGUAAACAGCCCCAUAACACAAAUGUAACAGACGUCAAUCCACCAUAUGGCGGCUUCCCUAAGUUCGUCUCACAAGGACUGAACGAUAACUACUUACCUGUAUGGCUGAAAGAAGCUGGUUACAACACAUAUUACACUGGCAAGCUCUUCAAUGCUCAUACCAUAAACAACUAUAACUCGCCUUAUCCCGCAGGAUGGACAGGAACCAACUUCCUCCUUGACCCAGGUACUUACGACUACCUGAAUCCCAUCUACCAGCACAACCAGGAGCCGCCAGUUCAACAUAAAGGAGUUCACACUUCAGACUUGAUCUCUAAGUAUGCAUAUGAGCUUCUCAAGGAAGCCAUCGAUGCCGAGAACCCAUUCUUCGUUGCUAUUGCGCCUGUUGCGCCGCACUCAAAUGUCAACCUGAGACGGCAACCUGGAAACCCGAGUGCACCUCUUAUGACCAUUCCUAUUCCUCUUGAGAGACACUCUCAUCUCUUUGAGGAGGUUAAGGUCCCAAGGACGGAAAACUUCAACCCGGACUCGCCUAGUGGCGUGAGCUGGAUUCACAAACUCGCCCAGCUCAACGACUCAUCAGUCUCGUAUCUUGAUGACUUCUACCGAGCUCGUCUCCAGGCUCUUCAGGGUGUCGACGAGAUUGUAGAGCAAGUGACUAAGCAGCUUGAAGAUGCUGGCAUACUUGACGAGACAUAUAUCAUCUACAGUUCUGACAAUGGGUACCACCUGGGCCAGCACCGACUGCCUCCUGGCAAGGAGUGUGGCUUCGACGAAGACAUCCGCGUACCACUCUUCAUCAGAGGUCCAGGUGUAUCUCACGGGUCUGUUGAGAACGCCGUGACCACACACAUCGACCUCGCUCCUACGAUUCUCAGACUCGCAGGCGCGGACCUUCGCAGCGACUUUGACGGAACCCCUAUUCCUGUGUUGCCCACUCAGGAGAAUAAGCGACAUGAGCACGUAGCGGUUGAGUACUGGGGCGGUGCCAUCGCUGAGGGUGAAAUUGGCGGCUUUGAUGGUAAAGGCCAGAUCUUUGCACAGAAUAAUACAUACAAGGGUGUGAGGAUAGUGCAUGAGGACUACAAUCUUUACUACUCGGCUUGGUGUAACAAUGAGCACGAACUCUACGACCUCAAGACGGACCCAGGACAGUUGAACAACCUCUUUCCUAAUGAUGAUGCGAAGGCCAGCGCUGCACUCUUGGGAACCACUAUUGGACAGGUCCUGAAUCGCCUUGAUGCUCUCAUGCUCGUAUUGAAGUCUUGCAAAGGCAACACGUGCAUUGAACCAUGGAAGAUCCUGCAUCCGGAGGGUGGCGUGACGAGCUUAAAGGAUGCUCUUCAGGCCAAAUUCAACGCCUUUUAUAAGGAGCAAGUGAAAGUCCGAUUCGAUCGUUGUGAAUAUGGAUACUUGAUUGAUGCUGAGGGACCUCAAGUUGGGUAUGAGUAUCGUGAGGGCCUGGAGUGGCAUCAUUGGACCUGA